UGACCACACAAGUGAGACAGCACUGCAGAAUAUUUUCAUAACCUUGUGACCAUUGUUUUUACAUAAACAUUUAGACUCGUAGUCUUCACACAGUGCUUGACAGGGCCUGUACUGAGCCCACCUCUUUCUCGCAACUGAACUUUGAACACUACACUGCAGAAAUGUACAACAGCUACUCUCGGGCAACAUUUGGACUAAAGGCUAAACAAAUCCACAAGGCGAAGGGGAAAAGCUGUGGCUACUACAUGAGAAUAGUGUUCUUCUUCUCUUCUUUAAUCCAGUCGCUCAUCAUUACCAGUCUGGUGCUUUUCCUCGUCUACGGCCAGCCGGAGAAGACGGCAGAGGAAAAGAGGAUUGAAGAACUUGAAGUGGCCUUUAACAAACUGUCCACAGACAACAACAAACUCCGUAAAGAGAAAGCUGACCUCGGCAGCGCCCUCAAAGCGAAAACUGGAGAGAAAGAUGCAGCCGACAAAGAAAUUACAAAACUGAAAACCGAACUGAACACAACAACAACGAAGAACAAAAAUUUGCUCAUCAGUCUUACAACAUCCAACAGUGAACUCAAUAAACUGAGGCUUUCAGCCGCCCGAAAUUCCCCAAUCCAGUGUCCACCAAGCAACUCUCAAAGUGGUGAAGUAAAGACUUUGCGGACUCAUUUGGACCAACAGAAAGCUCUGUAUGAAAUCCUUCAGAAGAACUUCAGCCAGACUGUGCAGUACCUUAAAGCUGACAUGGACAACACAGUCAAGGACAAAAACGUCCACCAUAGCAUGGUGUUAAAACUGAGGCAAGACAACAUCGAUUUAAAAUCUCAUCUUGAUGGUUACACUAAGAAAUGCAAAGAAGACUUUGCCCAAUCCCUCCAAGGCAUCCAGACGGUCACGAGUGCCUUCCUGAUCAAGAUCGAAAACUUCUUCCCCCACUAUGCUACAUUUCAUCUCACCUGCCAGAAACAGAAUGACCAGAUGGAGAGGAUUCGCUCCAACUGCUCCAGCCUCUCCAAGGAGGUAGAGGACAAGUUCCAGAGCUACCUGGACAAGGUGGGAGAGAAGGUCUCAUCCAUUCAGAUGGAGAGCAGCCGAUUGGAGGUGCAGAAUGUUUAUCUGACUUCAGAGUUGGACAAGUGCAAAACAGGUCGAAAGGAAGAGGCUGCAGAAAGCAGCAAACAGUUGCAGGAUGCCAAACAGAUGUACGACAGACAACUGGAGCAGCUUCUAAUGGAGCAAACCAGACUGAGGGAAGCCAAAGGUCUACUUGACACCCAGCUUGCCAUAAAGGAUAUCACCAUUAUAUCUAUGCAAAAGAACUGUGUACAACAGCCCAAAACUGCUGGUCUAAAACCCCCUGGUCCAGUGGGCUUGCAGCCUCCUGCACCUGCUCGGAGCCGCUAACUACAAGAGGUUGGGUAAGAAGGGAAUGAUCUGAAUCUCAAGGCCGGACACCGUGUUCAGAGUGUCUAAGGGUUUUACGUGUGGGAGUUUCCUGAUUUUGAGACUACGAUCUCUAAAUAAUGCCGUCACUGUGGAUUAGUGUAAAUGUACAUGCACUGAAAUGUUUAGUUUGAUGUAUAGUUAUAUUUAAAUGUCAAAGGCUGUGAACUAAUAAAGAACUUUUGUGGUCUAAUUUAUCUGUUAGUGCAGGCAUAAAAAAAAAUGCUUCCUGAAACAUUGUUAAAUAAAUGACUGCCUUUCCUACAAGCACAA
Xyrauchen texanus (razorback sucker) is the source of this 1706-nucleotide messenger RNA. Its product is annotated as plasmalemma vesicle-associated protein-like. The coding region runs from base 162 to 1394 and encodes 410 amino acids. The transcript has 5 exons. NCBI's taxonomy places the organism in Eukaryota, Metazoa, Chordata, Actinopteri, Cypriniformes, Catostomidae. Gene Ontology annotation, biological process: positive regulation of cellular extravasation; regulation of vascular permeability. Gene Ontology annotation, cellular component: caveola. The record is from RefSeq and is a predicted model, not a curated record.